UAAAAAUAAAUAAAGGAGAAAAAUUUGCAUUCAGAAAAUGACUUGUAACAGUUGUAGUAGUUCACCAAUAGUUCUCUGUAUUGUUCUCAAGACAAGAGUCAAUUCAAAUUCACAUUAAUUGUUGAGAAUUGAGUUCCAAUUUCAUUUCUCUCUCUCUUACUUUCUCAGAAUUCACAGGCUUUUUUGUAAACCCAUUUUGUUAAGAGUUGAAUUUUGAAAACUAGGGUUGGGUUAUGCGCAAUGGCAUUGAUUUGGGUUCUGUUACUUUGCUUGUUUUGACAGUUGGUUUGUGGGUUUUGUUGGGAUUUUUGUAAGAACGCUUGGUGUUUAAGGUUAGAAAAAAAUAUGGGUUGGUGAGGGUGGUGAACCUGUUUGCCCCUCUCUCUCUCUCUCUCUCUCUCUUCAAUAUCAAGCCUUUUCUCUUUCCUAGGGUUUGGUAAGCUGUAAAACUAGCUUGAAUUUCUUGCCUUUUCUUUAGGUUCUAAGCCUUUGAAUUCAAACCCUUCCUCUUCCGCUUGUUUUAGCUUCUGCUUCUUUUCUUUUCCUUGCAUUUACUUUUGUUUAUGUAUUUAUCUAUAUUUCUGAUCCCUAUGUAUUCUCAUGUUUUGCCCAACAGUUUUUAAAUAUUUUAUUUUAGAUUUGUAGAUUUCUAGCAACUGUAUUCCAAGCAUUCUCCUUAAAAUAUAUAUAUAUUUUUUCUAUUUUAUAUUGAAUUUUGUUCUAUUUGUAGACUUGAAUGAAGCUUCUUCACUUUGUACUAUGAAGAACAUGUGUUUGUUGUGUAGCCCCACUGAGUUCUUCCUCUAGUGCUGCUUUCAUAUCUCUUUCCUUUUGCUCAUUGCAGCAUUUUGUUUAUCAAAGUUCUGGCACAUUGUGAAAACAGUGUUUGGUAGCAAGAUUUUCAAGAUUCUAGCACAUUGUGAAAACAGUGUUUGGUAUCUAAGAAUUGGGUUUUGUCUUGUUUAUCUCAAAGAAAGUUAAGAGUAGAGUGGGGACUUGGAAUUUUUGAUCAAAGACAGGUGAAUUGGUUGAAAUUGAGAUUUGGGUCAAAUUUGGUUUCCAGGUAAAAGUUGAAGCUUUCAGGAGUAAAUGUAUGGAUCGCAGGGAAGCUAUGUCAUUUUCAGGGUCUACUUAUUACAUGCAGAGAGGGAUGCCUGAGUCAGGUUCGGGGGCUGGGGUACAGGGCUCACCGGGCAUUCCAUUAUCUAAUCUAAAUGUAUCAUUUCAAUCGAACAUUGGGGGUAGUUCAAUUGGAUCAACAAUGCCAAUAGAGCCUUCAUUGGCAAUUUCACAUCAUGGGGUUGAUGUGGGUUCACCGUCUGCUAUGCCAUCAACUGAGCGUGUAAGAAGAAAAAGAGGACGUCCUCGAAAAUACGGGCCUGAUGAGAGUCAUGGGACUGUGGCAUUGGCAUUGUCUCCCACUUCAUCUAAUCCUCCGGUGACUACAACCCCGAACCAGAAGCGGGGUAGAGGACGGCCCCCGGGGACUGGGCGGAAGCAACAAUUAGCUUCUCUUGGUGAAUGGCUGUCUGGUUCGGCGGGGAUGGGCUUUACUCCACAUGUCAUCACCAUUGCUGUAGGAGAAGACAUCACGGCAAAAAUUAUGUCCUUUUCUCAACAGGGCCCAAGAGCUAUAUGCAUUUUGUCAGCCAAUGGUUUCGUCUCCACUGUAACUUUUCGUCAGCCCUCAACUUCUGGUGGCACUGUGACAUAUGAGGGGCGUUUUGAGAUAGUGUGUCUGUCGGGCUCUUACUUGCUCUCUGACACUGGUGGUUCCCGUGGUCGAACUGGCGGUUUAAGUGUCUCGCUUGCUAGUCCCGAUGGUCAUGUCAUUGGUGGUGGAGUAGGGGGAAUGCUCAUUGCUGCCAGCCCUGUUCAGGUAAUAGUUGGAAGCUUCCAGUGGGGUAGUUCAAAGACAAAGAACAAGGCCAGUGGAGGCAUUGAAGGUUCCGGAGAUUUGAACUGCCAGACAGGUGAUGAUCCGGUCACUCCGGCUAGUGUUCCUCCCAGUCGGAAUCUCACUUCAACCUCUUCUGCCAGUGUUUGGCCCCUCUCACGACCAAUGGAUAUGCAAAACGUGCACGUUGACAUUGAUUUGAUGCGUGAAUGACUGUUCUUAUUAGUAGAUAGACGAGUAGUGUGUAUAUACUUGUUGGUUAGCCACUUGAACCUAAUUCCUUAACUGACGAUUUUUCGCUAGAGGGAUCAGUCACUUCAUAUCCCAUUGCAGACAUUUGGGAUGUACUCUUUUUAUCUUUCAAGCUUAAUGGAAAUUUAGUUGGAGUUUAGUUCUAA
Messenger RNA from Camellia sinensis, 2295 nucleotides. Its product is annotated as AT-hook motif nuclear-localized protein 11. The record is from RefSeq and is a predicted model, not a curated record. Gene Ontology annotation, molecular function: minor groove of adenine-thymine-rich DNA binding. Lineage: Eukaryota; Viridiplantae; Streptophyta; Magnoliopsida; Ericales; Theaceae.